GAUGAUAUGUUGGAGCUGUGCCGAGCUGCGUCGGCGCGGCAGGUGCGCGUGCGCGCGACUCACGAGCGCUCGCCGCCGCUGGCCCCGGACGGGGUGCACCGAGAGGGCGUCCUCCUCGAUGUUGGCUGUCCAUGGGCAGCACACGUCGUGGCCCUGUCGUCGUCGAGCCGCGCCUUCAAUCAUCGCUACACAUGGUUGCUGGUCCACAACUCCAGUUCCGACGCCCCAGAGGCAGACAGCCUGCUGGGCAAGGCCGCCAUCUUGCCCGAUGCCGACCUCACGUGGGCAGACGACGACGCCCUCGUUGACCUCUACAGGGUGAAAGAAUCCCAGCCUCUCAUAUCCACAACUUUAACAGCCAAUACGAGCGCCACACAGCGGGAAAUGGAAUACCUGUGGGCAGCUCUUCCAACGGCGGUGGCGCGCAGGAGGGACUUGCAAAAUGUUUAUCUGAAAGCAGCUACCAUUAUUUCACAGCCGCAUCACUUUAAAGGAUGGACUGAUUUAACGGUUCGACAUAUCGAUACAUUUCCUAAAUUGACUUACCCGUUAAUGAUGCUAUGCGCAGAGGACUUGCACUUUCGGUAUAACCUGAAGCAGGUGGACUUGUACGGCGAGGAGCGCAACGGGUCCUUCGACGGGCUCGCGGGGAUGCUGCAGCGCGACGAGAUCGAGAUCGGCAUCACGUCCAUGUUCAUGCGCGCGGACCGCAUGCGCGUGCUGCACUUCAGCGCGGAGACCGUUGAGCUCAGAGGCGCGUUCAUAUUCCGUCAGCCGUCGCAGUCGUCGGUGUCGAACGUUUUCCUGCUGCCGUUGAGCCGCGGCGUGUGGGCGUCGGCGAUGGCGGUGUUCGUCACGGCGGGCGCGCUGCUGGCCGCGCUGAGCCGCCGCCCCACCCACCACUCGACUCUACAGCCGCUCACGGUCGCCGAGUGCUUCACCUUCACCAUAGGAACGGUGUGCCAGCAAGGUUCCCACUUGAGCCCGAAUGUGGUGUCGGUGCGCGUGGUGAUGCUGUUCACUCUGCUCUCGUCGCUGUUCGUGUUCACGUCGUACUCCGCCAAGAUCGUGGCCAUCCUGCAGACGCCCAGCGACGCCAUACAGACCAUCGACGACCUCACCCGCUCGCCCAUGGCGCUCGGCGUGCAGGAGACUACAUACAAACGUGUCUACUUUGCUGAAAGCAACGACCCGGCAACGCAGCGGCUGUACCGCCAUAAGUUGUUGCCGCUGGGCGAGCGCGCCUACCUCAGCGUGGUGGACGGCGUCAACCGCCUGCGCACCGGCCUCUUCGCCUUCCAGGUGGAGGAGAGCUCGGGGUACGACAUCAUCAGUAAGACGUUCACGGAGAGCGAGAAGUGCGGACUUCAGCGGAUACAGGCGUUCAAACUGCCCAUGGUCGCCAUUCCGAUACGGAGACUGUCCGGGUAUCGCGAUCUUCUCGCAGCAAGGUUGCGCUGGCAGCGUGAGGUAGGCGUGAUGGGGCGAUGGCGCCACGUGUGGCUGGCGGAGCGCACCCGGUGCAUGGCGGCCGGCACCGGGUUCGUGAGCGUGCGCCUCAACGACGUGUGGCCCGCGCUGCAGGCAAUACUGUCCCACUGACGUCACAACUAGGGCCAUAUGUGUGGCUGCGCUGACCCAAUAGACAGCACGAUCUGGCUACGAUUGUUAAAAUCAAGCAACUUUCGCAAUGGCCGACUAGUCGUUGGAUGUGUGAUUUAUUACUCGAGCUCCUCGGUGCCUCGGAAGAUACGUUAGUCCCAGCUGCAUGUGCAGUCUUUAGCACCCACCAAUCCGCACUG
Chilo suppressalis (striped riceborer) is the source of this 1802-nucleotide messenger RNA. NCBI's taxonomy places the organism in Eukaryota, Metazoa, Arthropoda, Insecta, Lepidoptera, Crambidae. The record is from the annotation of a GenBank genome assembly.